GCCCGCCAGUGACGGCCCGUUGCUAUGGGGAAGGCCGCUGCUGUUCGCCCUCAACACGGCGGCGGCUGGUGCGGGUCCGGGUGUUGGGACCCCUGUCUGUCUCUCCCGGCCCCCCCCCAGGGGUGGGGUCAGGCCCGGUACCCCGUGAGCGGAGUGGAGCCCGGGAGACCGCUCAGCCCGUCAGGCCGUGCCUGACCUGAACAUGGUGGAGGGAGUCGGUUGGCUGGCCCAGGGCUGCGUGAGGCGGUGUCAGGAUGUGGAGAGAUCGGCCGGUUUCAUCGGUAAAUAUAAAAACACAGCUAGAAGGACUAGAUGAAGAACGACAAAGGUUAGAAGAGGAACAAAAAACAAACCGAGCUAAAGUUCGUAAGCUUACUUUGCAGACAAUCCGAAGACGAAAGGCUCUUGAGGAGAAACGCAAAGAUAAUGAAGAAAAAGAACAGAAGUUUAGAGAGGAAGUGCUUCAAGAACGCAAACUGAAACAACAGGAGGCAACUGAGAGAUUUCAGAGAGCCCAUCUGCCACCAUCACAGCGCAGGCAAAACCGAAUCGGUCAUAGAAAACGGGCCAUUCGAUUAGAGGAAGCUCUUGAACAGGUUCAAGGUUCAUCUUGUGGGUCAGCGUCCUCAUCAUAUGUUAUUGCAAAGUCCACAGUUAACAAAUGGACGACUGAUUUGCUUCUGAAUCUAUCACCUCAUGAGAUUAGAAAUGGUUCUCGCUAUCAGAUACAGCUUUCAGAAGCUAAGGCUUAUGCCAAGCUUAUGCAAGAGAGAAGUGGGGCAAAUCUGCAAAACAGCCGAUUAUACUUCCAGCGGGAGUUGGAAGAGACACAACGCCUCCUGGGGGAGCAGCAACUGAAUAGUUUACAGGAAUUCCAACAAGAAAUUGACCAACUUUAUCAGUCUGAAAUCUUAUCAAGUCUUGACAGUUUAGAAACUGAGGGGCAAAACACUACCCACCAGACUGAGCCAAUUGAAUCAAAUUCUCUCUCUGUUCAGAUUAAUCAUACGUCUAAUAACAGAGUGAAGCCACAUCCACCUGUAAAAGAUUCUUUGAACUCAUGUAGAACAGAUUUUUAUCCUCUGAAAAACACACAUAUAAGUGCCUGGAUCAACAACUUGGAUAGUAGCCAAACUUCCCUCUCUUCAGCAGUUGUGAAAACAAAUGGGACUGAAGCUUCAGCUACAAAGGAGUAUUUGAGUGAUAAGCAACAUACAUUAGCUUUUGCGAAAAUUGAUUCUGAAUGUUUUGACUCAGGUCCUCUUUCUUCUGUUGAAAGAUAUCAGAAUGAAUCCUCAACAAAACUUUACAAUAACAAUCAACAUAAAAUUAUAGAAAAUAAUGCCCACUCCAUAGAGAGUCAUCCAACAACCCGACCUUCUUCUGAAAGCUCCCUUGGCCACACUGCUCAUUCUGCAACAAGGCCUUGCAAUGCCUGGUCUACCCCAGAUCCAACACCUAGGGAAGCAACUCAAGUUUCAGAUGUGAAUGACAGAUUAGAAUCUGUGCACCAAAAUGAACCUGUAACGUUGCAUUCUUUGAAACUGCCUUUAGCAACACCUUUCUUUUUAAACUUUAGUCCAAAGUCACAAUUGUUCAGUGACAGAAGGAAUACUGACAGUAUAAAAGAGAGUCAGAAGACUGUCGAACAAAAUCAUCUACUGGCAUGCACUGGUGCAACUAAUCAAAUAAACCAAAAAGCUGACUUUUCCAGUGAAAGUGAAGGCAACCACGCUUCUUCUAACAAAUAUAAUUUGGGCAUUAAAAGUAGACAUGGCUCUGAAGGAGCCAGUCAGAAAUCUGCACCUUCUCAAGCAGCAUUUAAUUCUUCUGAAUCUGAUUCUGAAAAUAAUGUGACAGAAGGAAAGGAAAAGAAACUGGCAGCACAUUCUUCAAUGUCUACUACAAGAUUAAAAACCAGCAAAAACUAUUUCUAUGAAAAGAGCAAUUUCAACCUACUGAAGGGAAUACUAAAGAAAGCGUCAAAGUAUGACAAUGGUUAUCCCAAAUCUGUACUGUCUGCAACUGGUGUGCUUGGAAUUCAAAUGGCAUCCUCCAUCAGGGACAGCGUGGAGUUGAUAAAAAUGAAAGAAACAGAAUCUGUCAAAAAUCCAACAAAGAAAAAACUGAGAUGGUUUGAUGAGAUUGAACAAACCAAUCAAUUUACAAAAGUGCCAAAUAAAGAUGCUGGAGAAGAACUGGAGAUUACAAAAGACAGUAAAAGUUCAGGAUCAACUAGUCAGAGUCAAGUACAGUCACCAUGUUCGGAAAAUAAUGGCAGUUUCACUAAUGGUAAGUCAAUUGUGGAAAGUAAAAAAGAAUCAAAAUGGACCACACUUAAUACUGGUCACAAGACUGCUGUAGAUUGUAGCCUUGCUGGCCGCCAGCAGACGGAAUCCAAGGGAGCAGUGACAGAUCCUGUCAUUUUAGAAACAGCUUCUGUGACCCAUGGAAUAACACCAGCUGUACCACCUCAAUAUCAUCUUACUAAACAAGCCUGGGCAGCUACAGAAACUAGAAACAUAGACCAGAAAAUAACCGUGAAGAACACUAUUAUCAAACCUGAGAAACCCAUGGUAAGGAAAGGACAUUCCAAAGUGAUCAAAAGAGCCCAUUCUGCUAAAGUUUAUUUUUGUACAAGAGGCAACUGCCGGAAAGGGACCAUAAUCAGACCCCAGUCAGCCAGUGAAGCAAUGAAAUCUCAGGGUAAAAUAUUGAUACCACAUCCUCCAUCCAGACUAGCUAUUGACAGCAAACAUUGUCAAAGAACAAAAGGCAAUUUCAACAGCAGUUGUCAGUCACAAAUGCAGCCUGCUAAUGUCAUUGACAAUUCGUCCACUAAAUCAAGGGAAUUUAUACCAGAUAUUCAUUAUACUUCUAGUAAAGAUAAUGCAGAUAAAACUGCAGUCUCAGGCCUUUGGCCUCAGAAAAAGUUUUCGAAUAACACAUCUGUCGCCAUCACUACAUUUCCUUCAUCCUAUUUAGUGUCCCCAUUUGAAACUGUUCCUAAAGCAACCUAUUCAGUAAAUACUACCAAAUCUGUGCUUCAACAAGGUGAUGUAAACAAUGGCACAAAACAAGACUCUAAAUGUGGAGGGGACAGAUUGCGUUUGGAUAGCACACCAACUGAUGAAGAAAUUGCACUGCUUUGGCAUGGAGUGCGCAGUGCCUUGGCACGAAAGGAUGUAAUAAGUGGUGAUGCUCGAAACUACUUAUCAUCUCGGAACAAUGGGCAUAAAACAAAUUUGCAACAUCAUCGAACUAAUGUUUCCCAGUUGAGUAUUGAUGGAAGCACCUUAAUGAAUGGCAUGCGAUCAGUUUCUAGAGGAGACCGAUUACUUUCUGCUCCUUCAGUUGCAUUUACAAGAAGAAAUCAUCCCACGGAUACACAUAGCAGUGGAAUAAAAUACAGAGCUCUUCUUGAGCAGAGAAGAAUGAAUAUUGGUUCGACUACACAUAAAUCUGAUCAAAUAGGACAGAACUUCCAGAUUAGUCCAUUUCCAAGUGCUUUUGAUCCAGUCCAAACAAUAAAUGCCGCUCAAAACUCUGAAGAAGUUUCACAAAGCACUGAACAGUUUAUGCUGGCAGAAAACAUGGUUGAAACAUCUGCUCAAGACAGUGACAUCCUUUCAGCUAUGGAGACAAUAGAGACUCAACAAUACAGUUUUCUUCAAAACAAAGUGCAACGACUAGGUCUCAGUGCACUGUCAUUUGAAGAACAAAAGCUGCUUCAGUCAUUAGACCGUCUUGAUAAAAGAUUGCAGUAUAUCAAAGAAAUAGUCCAGACAAGUCCAUCUGAUGGCUUAUUACAGAUUCCAUCUCCUUUUGUCAUAUCAAAUGGUGCUUCCAGCUCAAGUACUAGACCAGAACAAGUCCUUUGUGACACACAGAAAGAUCACAGCUUCGCUCCUGAUAAUUAUGGAAAAUUUCAAAGAAAAUACUGAAGAAACAAGACCAGCUGAUGACCAUGAAACCCUACAUGAAGCUUAUUGUAUAGUAUGAACUUAUUCUGAGGUGAAAACUUUGAAACUUUUUGUUUAAGUUUACAAUGCAUUUUAGCACAAACCAAUUUCUCUUUUCAAAAGUUAUUACCUCAAUUACCUAAAGGUAGUAAAGUUAAUUUUGCUAACUUUUAACUACCAUAAGAACAUUAAAAACUAAGAGCAGGAGCAGGCAAUGCCCCAUCAAUUAACACAAUUGUGGCUGAUCCCAUCUUAGCUUCAACUCUAUAUGCUGUUGAUAACCAUUCCACUCAUUAUUAAUUAUAAAAACUAGGAGCAUCUACUACCAUAUUUCUCUGUAUCCUCAUUGGAUAUAUCAGCUAAAAAGUGCCUGAAAAACCUAUCUGAUUAAUAAGACAGUAAAAUAUUUCCUUAAAUGUAGUUCUUUUUGUGUUUGUUUGUUCCUUGGGUUAGGCAGGGGGAAAAAAAAAUAAUUUUGUAAUGUGAUUUAGGGAUAAUGCAGACUUUUUUCCUGCACAAGUAUAAUGAUUGGUUUGAAUACAGUAUCAUCAAUGAAGAACUGAUAGAUAUAAUGUGGCUAUUCCAAAGAAACGAUAAGGAGUGAGGAUCUUGCAAACAGUUUCCAACUUGCAGAUUUGUUACAUUCUCACACUUGUUUCCUUGAUUUAUUGAAUUAGUAACUAGUAAUCAUAGUCGCAACCUUGAGAAAAUAAGAAAAAAAAUCAUAUAGAGCUCUAGUGUUCUGGAUACAGAAUUAUGUACAACAUUGCAUUUUAAGUUUAAUCCAAGCGAGGCAAUUUGUCCAUUUGAUCAAUUAUCUUAUUCAUUCCAGUCAGAAACUUAAUACAUAUACACCCACUGCUGGCACCCUCUCACCGAUCAACAAUACAACCUUAUUGUUCUGACACUAGCAUCAAAAUAUACAGUGGACUAUAAUUCACUAUGCAGAUGACAUCAGCAUUUUGUUAGACUUGUUACUGUAUGUUUAGGUUUUUAAACUUUUCACAGGGCAAGUGGCUGAAAGUGCAAUCUGCCAACAUCACGUAAAGAGAAAGAGAGUGAUCGGGUCGCUAUUCAACCAGUCAGAUUGGAGGAUUGUGAGAGUAGCAGCAAAAGAGCAAAAAAAGCAAUAUAAGUUAUAGGUGAUGAAUUCAAUGUUAAAUCAAGUACAUAAAGAUAAGGAAAAAAAUUGGUUUGAUAGAGCAAACAAACAAAAAAGUUUGAAAAUGUUUUUUAAAAAAGACAAUUCAUUAUUUUUACAACUCCAACAAUGAAAAUCUGGAGAAAUGUGGCUCCACACUCAUGAUAGUUAAAUCUCAGCAUCAAACAGAUUGAAUUGAAAUAAUUAGCAUUUAAAAACUUCUUAAUCAUAUACUUAGACUGAACUGGACAAGACCUAACUUUCCAUAGGUAUGUUUAGUUUGAGUUAUCGUGGAAAUAUUUCAGCCUCAUGCUAUUCUUUGCAUUUCAAUGGUGAAGCAGAGAUCAAGCUACUAUUUAUGCAAAGCUAAAGGCUUUGCAGACUACAACUUCUGGAUAUUUGAACUUAACACCACAUUUGUCUCUGCACGAAAUUGCUCUACUGUUUAUGGGUGAAUAACAUUGAGAGUUAUUGCCUUCAUGGUUAUUUUACUAACUGGUGUGACCAGACGUUUUGGAUUUUGCAAGUAAUAUUUUUCCAGUAAUUUUGCCUCUACCCUUUACUUUCUUCAGUAGAUGCUAUAAAUGCUUGCUGCAUUGAAGUUCAGUGAGCACAAGGUGCCUUCCUGUAUCUCAGCAAUGUGAUCUAUUCUUAGUUGCAGACCUUGAAAGGGAGUUAGUGUUGACACGUGAGCAUUGUGGGACCAUCAAACUGAAUCUUUGUUUGUUCUUAUCUGACAUCCAAACAUGGAUAUUUCGAGUACAAAUUACUGAAUAGCAAUCAGGAUGUGAAACUGGAGAUGCCAGUCCAUUCAAGAACAUAAAAGCCAAUUGAAACAUCAUUGUGUAAUGUAGAGAUACCGUUUUCAAAAGGGGAUUUGUUUACACUGUGGGUUGUAGGAUAUUAUUCUAUAUUUUCUAAUUAGUUGGGAUGCUGAAAGCAUCCGUUUGAAACACUUUAUAAUGCUCAUUGUUCUUUUGGAAAAGAAAUAAUUGUUAAUAAUCAUUGUUUUGAGAGACAACAAUCUCUGCUAAUACGUUUUGAUAUUUUUCUUCUUGCAAUUAAUAUACAAUAAGGAAUGACUGUUGACAUUGACAUCUGGGUGAAUCCUAAAUAUUAGCCUGCAAAGAAGUGCAAUAUUUUUAGCUUCAAUUUUGAUUUAAAAAGCACAAAGAGGUUGAAUAACAUAAAAACUGCAGAUUCUUUUCUCUGUCUUUGUCUUAACACGUGACUUUUUGUAUUGUCUGUCUUUCUCUCUCUCUAUCUCUGUCUCUCUGACGUUCUUUCUCUUUCUCUCUCUCAUAUUCUCUCUCUCUCUCUUUGUCUUUCUGUCAGAACAGAACUAUCAAGAACUGACUUUCUUCAUCUGCAAUCUCAAUGGCUGUUCAGAAUGGUAAAGCUGAGAUAAAUUUCAAUAUCUGUGUUUCUCCUGUGAUCAGAAAUAUUCCAAAAUCUUUGAACCAUAAACCUAGCAACAACAAAGGAAUAAUUACCUUGACAUAUUAAAAACUAAUACAAACGUUUUUGGCUGAUGGAAUGGUGUACCAGAGAGUAACAGCCUCUGAAGUAUCUUUGUUGAAACAGGUUUAUGUUCCUAAUAUAUGCAUUCAUGAAUAUAGCUAAAUUUUUAUAAUCACACACUUAAGUUAAAUAUAUCCUUCAAUAUGCUUUGAUAAAAAGACUUCUAUUUUAUUAAUGAUGUAACCAUUGUAAUUGAAUAUUGUGGUACAAACAAAAAAAAUCAAAUUUACAUAUAUGUGCAUAUUGAAACAUGUAAGCUUGGAUUUAUUUUGUUACAAUAUUGUAGUAGGAUCAAAAUAUUGAUCCUGCUUAGCAGGUUUUGAAUGAUCAAAUUUGUGUUGUGAUUGUACCUUUAUUUCUAGUGUACUUAAGUUUGUAAUGUGUGUGCUUUAUUUGCUAAAUUAUACAAGCUGUUUUCAAUAUUA
Stegostoma tigrinum is the source of this 7049-nucleotide messenger RNA. It is a transcript of the gene cep126, whose product is annotated as centrosomal protein 126. The transcript is spliced from 12 exons. The coding region runs from base 255 to 3944 and encodes 1229 amino acids. Gene Ontology annotation, cellular component: ciliary base; midbody; centrosome. Gene Ontology annotation, biological process: mitotic spindle organization; cytoplasmic microtubule organization; non-motile cilium assembly. Lineage: Eukaryota; Metazoa; Chordata; Chondrichthyes; Orectolobiformes; Stegostomatidae. The record is from RefSeq and is a predicted model, not a curated record.